Molecule: messenger RNA, 3421 nt
Organism: Effrenium voratum
Lineage: Eukaryota; Dinophyceae; Suessiales; Symbiodiniaceae
Source: the annotation of a GenBank genome assembly
AUGUCGCACCGAAAGUUUGAGCGGCCUCGACAUGGAUCGUUGGGGUUUCUUCCCAGAAAGCGCACCAGGCACCACCAUGGCAAGAUCAAGAGCUUUCCGAAGGAUGACCAGGCGAAGCCGCCACAUCUCACAGCCUUCAUGAGCUACAAAGCAGGCAUGACACACAUUGUGCGAGAGGUAGAUAGGCCAGGCUCCAAACUGCACAAGAAGGAGAUCGUUGAGCCCGUGACCAUCCUGGAGAGUCCGCCAAUGGUGGUGGUUGGCUUUGUUGGCUAUGUGGAGACUCCCCGCGGCCUUCGUGCCUUGACAUCUGUUUGGGCUGGCCACCUGUCCGAAGAGUGCAAGCGCCGCUUCUACAAGACUUGGAAGGGCCGCAAGCACAAGGCCUUCACAAAAUAUGAGAAGCGAUGGAGCGAAGCUAGCAAGGAGGGCACCCCCAUGCAGGCUGAGGUGGAAAGGGCGAAGAAGUACUGCCAGGUGAUCCGAGCCAUUUGUCACACCCAGGUUCGCAAAGUGAAGAUUGGCCAGAAGAAGGCCCACAUCAAGGAGAUCCAGGUGAAUGGCGGCACCACCGAGCAAAAGGUGGAUUUUGCGAUGAACCUUUUUGAGCAGGAGGUGAAAAUCGCUGACUGCUUCAGCCAAGACGAGACAAUCGACAUUGUGGGUACCACCAAAGGCAAGGGCUUUAAUGGUGUGGUGACCCGCUGGGGAGUGACUCGAUUGGUGAGGAAGUCACACCGUGGCCUGCGAAAGGUGGCCUGCAUUGGAUCCUGGCACCCUGCUCGGGUUUCCUUCCAAGUGCCUCGCUCUGGGCAGCGAGGAUACCACCACCGCACUGAGAUUAACAAGAAGAUCUACCGGAUCGGCAAAUCCCUGAAGGAUGACCCGGCGAACGCUCGGACUGACAAUGAUCUCACUGAGAAGGCGAUCACCCCCAUGGGUGGCUUCUCCCACUAUGGUGAGGUCAACGAGGACUGGGUGAUGCUGAAGGGCACCGUCAUGGGCCCUCGCAAGCGCCUCAUCACCCUUCGCAAGUCCCUCCUGCCACAAGUCAGCCGCAAGGCUUUGGAGAAGGUGACCUUGAAGUUCAUCGACACCUCCUCCAAGUUUGGUCACGGACGCUUCCAGACAAGCGAGGAGAAGGCCAAGUUCUUCGGCGCUGCACUCAAGAAGGCCAAGACAGAGAAGGCUGAGAAGGCUUUCGAGCGGCCUCGACAUGGAUCGUUGGGGUUUCUUCCCAGAAAGCGCACCAGGCACCACCAUGGCAAGAUCAAGAGCUUUCCGAAGGAUGACCAGGCGAAGCCGCCACAUCUCACAGCCUUCAUGAGCUACAAAGCAGGCAUGACACACAUUGUGCGAGAGGUAGAUAGGCCAGGCUCCAAACUGCACAAGAAGGAGAUCGUUGAGCCCGUGACCAUCCUGGAGAGUCCGCCAAUGGUGGUGGUUGGCUUUGUUGGCUAUGUGGAGACUCCCCGCGGCCUUCGUGCCUUGACAUCUGUUUGGGCUGGCCACCUGUCCGAAGAGUGCAAGCGCCGCUUCUACAAGACUUGGAAGGGCCGCAAGCACAAGGCCUUCACAAAAUAUGAGAAGCGAUGGAGCGAAGCUAGCAAGGAGGGCACCCCCAUGCAGGCUGAGGUGGAAAGGGCGAAGAAGUACUGCCAGGUGAUCCGAGCCAUUUGUCACACCCAGGUUCGCAAAGUGAAGAUUGGCCAGAAGAAGGCCCACAUCAAGGAGAUCCAGGUGAAUGGCGGCACCACCGAGCAAAAGGUGGAUUUUGCGAUGAACCUUUUUGAGCAGGAGGUGAAAAUCGCUGACUGCUUCAGCCAAGACGAGACAAUCGACAUUGUGGGUACCACCAAAGGCAAGGGCUUUAAUGGUGUGGUGACCCGCUGGGGAGUGACUCGAUUGGUGAGGAAGUCACACCGUGGCCUGCGAAAGGUGGCCUGCAUUGGAUCCUGGCACCCUGCUCGGGUUUCCUUCCAGGUGCCUCGCUCUGGGCAGCGAGGAUACCACCACCGCACUGAGAUUAACAAGAAGAUCUACCGGAUCGGCAAAUCCCUGAAGGAUGACCCGGCGAACGCUCGGACUGACAAUGAUCUCACUGAGAAGGCGAUCACCCCCAUGGGUGGCUUCUCCCACUAUGGUGAGGUCAACGAGGACUGGGUGAUGCUGAAGGGCACCGUCAUGGGCCCUCGCAAGCGCCUCAUCACCCUUCGCAAGUCCCUCCUGCCACAAGUCAGCCGCAAGGCUUUGGAGAAGGUGACCUUGAAGUUCAUCGACACCUCCUCCAAGUUUGGUCACGGACGCUUCCAGACAAGCGAGGAGAAGGCCAAGUUCUUCGGCGCUGCACUCAAGAAGGCCAAGACAGAGAAGGCUGAGAAGGCUGAGAAGGAAGAGGCGGAGCAGCUGAAGGCCGAGGUGCAGGCGGCGCAGUUCCGGGCCCAGCAACUUCGACUGCGCCUGCAGGCUCUGGGCGCCGACGCUUCCGUCGUGCCCAAGAAGAUCCAGGCCGGGAGCUUGGUGGAUCCCCAAUACGAGCUUCGCUCUCUCUAUGAGUGGCUGGUGCAAGCUGCCCACCUCCAGCGACAAGUGGUCUUUGAAUGCGGCAAUGGAGAGGGUGAAGUUCAAGUUGGAGGUCGCCGUGUAGUGCUACACCGCAUGGUGACCUGGCAGCUCGGAGAGUCGGGCUUGAAGCUUUCUGUGCCUCUGGAGUUGCAGGCCGAGAUCUCCAAGAUGCUGACGGACGCGCGGCGCAGAGGCAUUGACGAGGCAGAACUUCAGAGGCUCUGCAGCACCUGGGAGCUCCUGGGGGCCGAGGUGGUCUCCGCCAGCAUGGGUAUGCCCGAGCCAGCCAUCUUUUUGGUUCACCGGCAAACAGCUCAGGCUGUCGUGGUGGCAAAAUGGCCCGCAGUUGAAUUCAGGCCGCCGCCAAGUUUCGACCCGCAGACUCAUUUCAGGCGGCUUAUCUCCAGGUCUCCUCAGAAUGCCCAGCCCAUCGCCGGCGACCGUGUGGAGGUGGAGUACGAGGGCCGAUGGUUUACAGGCACUCUUCAAUCGGUAGAGGGAGAUGUCGUGAACGUGAAGUGUGAUGUCGACUCGCCGGGUGUGAUAACAGUGGCGCCUAUUGCAAGCGUGCGCCCAGCCCGGCGAGAGGAGAGAAGAGACGCCAGGCACCGCCGGGCAAGGUCUUUCAGCUGAGAUGGCUCCCACGUAUGGGCCCUCUUUGGGACAGAAGGUCCCAACGGGAUUUCAUUUUCUUUUGCUGAUUUCGAGCAUUGAAGUUUAAAGUCCCUGAAUUGGCCAUGUUGGCCCAAGCGCCUUGCUUCCAGCUAGUGCAGCGAGUGCUCAGACUUGCGCAGAAUCCGGCCUGCCGAAAGUUGCACGGGCCGCUUCAUGGCGUUGUACAUAGCGUGCAGCUUGC